Molecule: messenger RNA, 2966 nt
Organism: Microtus oregoni (creeping vole)
Lineage: Eukaryota; Metazoa; Chordata; Mammalia; Rodentia; Cricetidae
Gene: Znf567
Product: zinc finger protein 567
Exons: 8
Coding region: 313-2907 (864 amino acids)
Biological process (GO): regulation of immune system process; negative regulation of transcription by RNA polymerase II; regulation of cytokine production
Source: RefSeq, a predicted model, not a curated record
GGCCAGCGGCCCCAGAAACGCACGGCAGAGACCUUUGGGAGAGACCGACCGCGCCGCGCAGGCGCGCCAUGGCUCGCCAGUGGUCGGAGCUGCUUCUGGACCCUCUGUUCUCUGUGUACAGCGCUUCUCCUACUGCCGCCUCCUCUUCCCCUGGACAUGCAGGACCCCCUUGUUUGGAUGGCUCCUGUUUGUCCCAUGAGUCCUCUUGGGUAGGAUCCAACACAGCCCAAGCAGCCACCACCCUUGGGGUUUUCAUCUAGUGUGAAGGUUGUAUCCCAUCACUUACUGAGGAGGAGCCCAGAUCUCAGAACCAUGGCUCAGGGACCCGUGUCCUUCAAGGAUGUGACCGUGGACUUCAGUCAGGAGGAGUGGCAGCACCUGGACCCUGCUCAGAAGACUCUGUAUACGGAUGUGAUGUUGGAAAACUAUGCCCACCUUCUCUCCGUAGGUUGUGACAUGUCUAAACCCGAUGUCAUCCUCAGACUGGAGCGAGGGGAGGACCCCUGGGCAUCAUUUGCAGGUCAUGUCUGUUUAGAAGGAAAUUGGAGCUCACGAGAGAUUUUAAUGAAAUUCAAAGGACACCGUGGUACACACCCUAGAUCUUGUGUGUGUGUGAACUAUAAAGAACUGGCUAAGGAGAGCAGUACAUAUCCUGACUGUGACACCUGUGGAGACAUUUUAGAAAGUGUUUCAGAAUUAAUCAACAGUAAUCCAAGCCCUGCAAGGAAGAGACAGAGUGAGUAUGAUGGAUAUCAGAAACCAUGCCCAAAUUCCAUGCGAGACCCGGGGCAUCCUGAAUUCAAAUUCCAUAUUCCAAGGGACAAGACUUGCAGUCACAGUGUUGAACCCAGACAUGAGAAAGCAGGUGCUCCGGGACAGCCAUUUGGAGGUGAGGACUGGGAACAGUCAUCUCUUAGAAAGGGGAAUCCGUCCGUACAUAACAAAAGGAAAAGCGCAACAAAUACUGAAAAGAACCACAUCUGCACAGAAUGUGGGAAGUCCUUCUGCAGGAAGUCAAUGUUGCUUCUGCACCUGGCAGUUCACACAGAGGAAAAGCCUUACCAGUGCCCUCAGUGUGGAAAUGCAUUCAGAAGACGGUCAUAUCUUAGUGACCACCAGAGGACUCACACCGGGGAGAAGCCCUUUGUUUGCAAUGAGUGUGGGAAGCCCUUCCGCCUGAAGACAGCCCUGACGGAUCACCAGAGGACACACACAGGGGAGAGGUCGUAUGGAUGUCCACAGUGUCAGAGUGCCUUCAGGUUGAAGUCCCACCUCAUCCGUCAUCAGAGGACUCACACGGGAGAAAAACCGUAUGAGUGUAUUGCCUGUGGGAAGGCCUUCCGCCAGAAGACGACACUCUCCCUCCAUCAGAGGAUUCACACAGGCGAGAAACCCUAUGUUUGUAAAGACUGUGGGAAAUCCUUCCACCAGAAAGCAAACCUCACCGUCCACCAGAGGACUCAUACAGGGGAGAAGCCCUACAUUUGUAAGGAAUGUGGGAAGUCGUUCUCCCAGAAAACAACACUUGCUCUUCAUGAGAAAACUCAUAGUGAGGAGAAGCCCUAUAAGUGUAAUGACUGUGGGAAGACCUUCCGCCAGAAAACAACCCUUGUGGCCCAUCAGAGGACGCACACUGGGGAGAAAGCGUACGCGUGUCCUCGCUGUGGCAAGGCCUUUAGAAUGAAGUCGUACCUCGUUGACCACCACAGAACCCACACCGGCGAAAGACCGUACGCCUGUGACCAGUGUGGGAAGUCCUUCAGUCAGAAGACCAAUCUCAACCUACACCAGAGGAUUCACACUGGGGAGAAACCCUAUGUUUGCAGCGAGUGCGGGAAGCCCUUUCGGCAAAAAGCAACGCUCACUGCACACCAGAAGAUCCAUAUGGGGCAGAAGUCCUAUGAGUGUCCGCAGUGUGGGAAAGCCUUCAGCAGGAAAGCUUACCUCAUUCAUCAUCAACGAACUCACACGGGGGAGAAGCCCUACCAAUGCGAAGACUGUGCAAAGUGCUUCCGCCAGAAGACAAACCUAAUUGUCCACCAGAGAACUCACACGGGGGAGAAGCCCUAUGUAUGUAACGACUGCGGCAAGUCCUUCAGCUAUAAGAGAAACCUCCUUACCAAGCACCAGAAGACUCCUGCUGCUGAAAAGCCUUUUGAGUGUAAGGAGUGUGGGAAAGCUUUUGGGCGAGCCUCACACCUCGUUGAGCAUCAGAGAAUCCAUACGGGUGAGAAACCCUAUGUUUGUAAAGACUGCGGGAAGGCUUUUUUUCGUAGUUCCCAGCUGACUGUGCACUGGAGAACUCACACAGGGGCUAGGCCCUAUCAGUGUAGAGACUGUGGAAAGACCUUCAGACAGCACUCGCAGCUCACCGUGCACCAGCGGAUCCACACCGGGGAGAAGCCCUACAAAUGUAAGGACUGUGGGAAGGGUUUUAUCUAUAGCUCAGAAGUCACUCGCCAUCAAAGAAUUCAUUCUGGGGAAAAACCUUAUGAAUGUAAGGAAUGUGGGAAAGCCUUCAGACAGCACGCACAGCUCAAGCGACAUCAGACCGUUCAUACUGUUGACAGACCCUUUGAAUGUAAGGACUGCGGAAAGGCCUUUAGUCGGGGUUCAUACCUCAUUCAACACCAGAGAAUUCACACGGGGGACAAGCCUUAUGAAUGUAAGGAGUGUGGGAAAGCCUUCAUUCGUGUUUCCCAGCUGACUCACCACCAGAGGAUCCACACCUAUGAGAAACCCUACAUAUGCAGGGAGUGUGGUAUGGCUUUCAUUCGCAGCUCACAGCUGACCGAACAUCAGCGAAUUCACCCUGGUAUCAAACCUUAUGAAUGUAGAGAAUGUGGGCAGGCCUUUAUCCAUGGCUCACAGCUCAUCAACCACUACCAACAAGUUCACACUGACUAGAGGGUUCUGGGAUAUUUGUGCACUCUGCGAAGAUGUAUCCCUGUGAUUGUUGCAAUAAA